Homarus americanus (American lobster) is the source of this 295-nucleotide messenger RNA. RefSeq lists its product as uncharacterized. The record is from RefSeq and is a predicted model, not a curated record. NCBI's taxonomy places the organism in Eukaryota, Metazoa, Arthropoda, Malacostraca, Decapoda, Nephropidae.
UCCGGGCCAAUAGGCCUCCUCACCAGGCCAAGAAUACCUUGGUCCCAGGGGCCAAAGGUCAUCUCAAAUCAUACGUUGAGCACCGAGCAUACAUGGUCGCUGAAGCCCGUAAAGCUGCUGCCCAACAGGGCCGGGCCAUGGCCAAUGAGCACCGCCUGAAAACUCGGACCAAGAAUACCUUGGUCCCAAGGGCCACCGAAGGGGAUACUCCCCAAGAAGUGCCCCGUAGAGCUGCUGCCCAAAUGUUCCGGGCCAAUAGGCCUCUUCACCAGGCCAAGAAUACCUUGGUCCCAGG